This is a messenger RNA of Didymella exigua CBS 183.55, 2398 nucleotides long. Its product is annotated as Di-copper centre-containing protein. Lineage: Eukaryota; Fungi; Ascomycota; Dothideomycetes; Pleosporales; Didymellaceae. Bases 135 to 2297 code for a protein of 720 amino acids. The transcript has 3 exons. The record is from RefSeq and is a predicted model, not a curated record. Gene Ontology annotation, molecular function: oxidoreductase activity.
UGCAUCACGCCUCCGGUUUGCCCAGUCUUUCGUUCAGUCCUAGUGACGUUACGUUCUUUUCAUUGCGCUAUAGUCGCACAGUCGCUCCUUUUGAAUCUUGAUUGAUCUAUUUCAUUCUUUACCGGCCGGCCACGAUGAAGUCUUUCGUUUCUUCCGUUGUAACUUUCACCACCUUUCUUUCAUUACUAGCGAACACGCAGGCCGCGAUCAACUCUACCGAUGAACCGUCAUGCGGAGUUGCCAAGACAGACGAUAGCUACUUCAGUGUUGUUGGAGUGCAGGGUACAGGAGUGCAUCCGAGGCAAGAGUUACGCGAGCUUGAGAAGGACACGGAAGUGUGGAACAUCUUCUUGCAAGCUUUCGCUGGAUUCCAGGCUAUGGACCAGAGCGCGAAGGCGUCUUACUACAAAGUCGCAGGAAUACACGGAGCUCCCUUCGGACAAUGGGAUGAUGAGGCUGGUAUAGAGGGCCAAGAAAUGAUGGGCUACUGCCCUCAUGGGAGCAACAUGUUCGGCCCCUGGCACCGACCUUACCUCGCUCUCUUCGAGCAGAUCCUUCAUGAUCGUGCUUUAGAUAUCGCAAAGGAUUAUCCGGCAGGUGAGGCUCGAGACAAGGCUAUGGAGAUCGCCGAAAAGGUGCGCCUGCCCUACUGGGACUGGGCCGUGGACCCACCCAACAGCGAGGAAGGAUGCAUGCCUGCAAGUCUCCGUAGCUCGACAGCUACUGUGAUUUUCCCAAACGGUACUACGGGCAGCAUUGCAAACCCGUUGUAUCGCUACGACUUCCAUCCUCUGGUCUACGAUGACUUUGCACCUUUAAGCGAAUUCCAGUUCAAGAACUGGAACAAUACUAUUCGCUUCCCAAUUGAUGGUUUCGCCAUCAACGCUACCAGUCGCAACGAUGCGGCGAAUGAACGCAUUAGCAGACAGCAGCCAAACAAUCGUGAUAUGCUUUACAAACUGCUGACGAUGUACCAACCGUACAACCAAGUUAGUAACAAAGCCAACGGUGGUACUAUUGGAAACUUAGAGACGCUCCAUGAUGGCCUGCACAAUGCUUUCGGCCUGGGUCACAUGGGUAUUGUCGAAGUAUCGGCAUUCGAUCCCGUUUUUUGGUUCCACCACGCGAACAUGGACCGCAUUUUCGCCCUUUACCAGUACAGAUACCCUGACACCUGGGUCGAGGAUUCAGCACAGGCUAAGGGUACUUUUGCAGUUGCCAAAGGUGCCAUCGAGGGUGCUGCAACGCCGCUUGCGCCGUUCCACAUGAAUGCUCUCGGUGACAUGUGGACUGCGACAACAUCCCGCAAUUGGACAUCGUUUGGCUACACGUACCCUGAACUGGUCUCAAAUCCCUCCAACCGAACCUUCACUGCGACACUCAACAAGCUAUACAAGCCAUCUACACAGGGCCUGGGCAACAGUACGAACACGACCAUUCUGGCGCCUGGUGUUGGUAGUGGUAAUAACACCACCAACAGCACUACGAAAGCGAUCGACUGGCUGUGCGAAGUUAAGAUGCCGACUGACAUCCAAAUCUCGUAUUCUGUCCGCGCUUUCUUGGGCAAACCAGAUGCCGAUCCGAAGAACUGGCCCACGGAUCCCAACUAUGUCGGUCAACUCGCCUCAAUGUCUUCCCCUCGCAUGAGCUCGGACGUUAUAGUCACGGGUAACAUUGUACUCACCGAAAGACUGGCACAGAAGCACCAGUCGGGCGAGUUGAAGAGCUUGAACAAGGAAGACGUCGCAGCCUACCUGAAGGCCAACUUCAGUUGGCGCAUCCAAGCUUUGGACUACAGUGAGAUCCCUCGUAACAGCCCGCCUAUCGGUCUCACUGUUACCGUUUUCAACGUUCCUAUCUCGAUCCCUCGGUCGGACGAUGAGGUGCCUGGUUGGGAUGGCGAGGUUGAGUACAACCACGAUAUCGAAGGCAACCCACCUGUCUACAACGGCCCCGGUCCUCAUGGCACAAACUCUACUACUCCUGCCGAUAACACUGCCGGACACUUUGACUCUUCGUCUGGCGAGUGGGUAUGGAACAACGCCACAGCCUCUGCCGCUUAUGGUCGAGUCGGAGGCCAGGGCGAGACCAGGGUCGUACGGGAGACAGAGAUGUUCACCCAGUACAUCACUGUUGGUGCCGACGCCACUCCUACGCCUGAGGUUGAACCCUCGACGACUACUGCGCCUGCGAUUUCUGAGACACGUGCAUCGAGCACUAUCAAUAUUCGUACGAGGACGAAGUUCAUGACCUCUAUUAUCAUCGAGUAUGCUACCGUCUUGCCUGGCAAGAAAUGAGCCACUGACCACACUCUUUCUGCUUGCCCUUCUUCUCAUGUAUAUGAUGCGCGCCCGCUCGUUUGCUCUCGUUCAUAUCCGCGGGUAGGCGCUCAAGUUGU